AUGGCUGGCGGCAAAGCAAAGUACCGUCACUUGGGCCGCAAGUCCUCGCACCGACAGGCCUUGCUCCGCAACCUGGUUACCUCGCUGUUUGAGAAUGAAUCGAUCACGACAACAUGGGCCAAGGCCAAGGAGGCACAGAGGUUGGCGGAUAAGUUGAUUACCCUGGGCAAGAAGAACUCCGAGGCUAGUCGGAGACGGGCACUGGAGAUUUUCUAUAAACCCCACGACAUCCUUCCCAAGCUCUUCGGUCCCCUCCGCGAACGCUACGCCGAUCGACCAGGUGGCUACACCCGUGUUCUCCGCGUCGAAUCCAAGGAGAAAUAUGAAUACUACUCCGUCCGCCGGGGUGACAAGAACGCUGUUCCCGAGCGCAAACCCGCCGACCAAGCGCCUAGCGCAAUUCUCGAACUCGUCGACGGACCCAAGGACAUGCGGUUCGCGAUGACGGCGCGUGCAAUUGCACGCCAACGCGAAGAGGGCCUGAAAGAGCACGAGCUCACGUCUUUGAAUAAGAAGAAGGUCACGCAGUUCCGGAAGGACGGUGUUGAGGCGCUGGAAGAUGCUGUUGCGAAGUUGCAGAUUCGGGACUCGGAGCGUGAGGGAUCUGCUCUUCCUGAGGGUGAGGAGUCGAAGUCUGCGCAGGAAGAGGCGCGGCGAGGUGCGGCUCAGGCUGGUCGGCUGGCUAAGGAGGUUGGUGAGAUUAAGUCCACGCAGUGA
Messenger RNA from Penicillium daleae, 717 nucleotides. Its product is annotated as mitochondrial 54S ribosomal protein bL17m. NCBI's taxonomy places the organism in Eukaryota, Fungi, Ascomycota, Eurotiomycetes, Eurotiales, Aspergillaceae. The transcript has 2 exons. Gene Ontology annotation, cellular component: ribosome; mitochondrial large ribosomal subunit. The coding region runs from base 1 to 717 and encodes 238 amino acids. The record is from RefSeq and is a predicted model, not a curated record. Gene Ontology annotation, molecular function: structural constituent of ribosome. Gene Ontology annotation, biological process: translation.